AUGAAGCGGUCGUUGGGAUGGUAUUGGCAAUUACCCUCUCGCUCUUAUGAAAGAAUAUUGAAGGCUACCACAAGUCGUUCUGAAACCAAACAAAUAUUUUCUCCCACAAGAACAUUUUCAUCUUAUCACCAUUCAUUGUUCCGAUAUAGUUCCAACACUGGAAAUAUUCAUGAAAAUAAUAUGGGAGUGUCGUCAUCACCGGAGGGUAAAAUGUCUUCGUCUACAACAAACAAGUUGGAGGAUUUAGAACCAGCAGGAUGGGUCAACCCCAAUACUACAAAAACAUCAGCAACGAAUAAUAAUAAUACUACCACAAUGCAAUCUUCGCUCAACAACAUCUCCAAUGACGAUCUCAGAGAGAGAAUUACGCUUCUUAUUCUCUCAUUCAUCAAGAAGAAUGAAAAGAUAAGGUCCGAUUUCAAUUCUUCCAGAUUACGUGGCAAUGCAGAUGAAAAGGAAAUUAUUCCGAGGUUGGAUUUAUAUUCUUCAUCUAAAUUGGACAAUAUGACCUUCACAAUCUGUGAUAGAAUAUUCAUGCUUGCACAAAGAUAUGGAGAAUAUCUAUCGGAGGCAACAAUUCACAGAGUAAUUCAGCAUUUUACCUUCAUGGAACAUUACAAAUUUAAUUUGCUGCUGGUGUUUUCAUAUUUACAUUCAAUAGACUAUGGAAAGAAAAAUGACAAUACCAAUUCAAGUACUAAACCAAGGCAGAAUAUUAAUUUGAAAUUAUCUCGUGUGUACGAUCCUCUCUUUGAAUCAUAUUCUUCACUGUCAGUUUUUGAUAAUAUGACCUCUCUAGGAAGAGCUAUUUUGAACUCGCUAAGAAUAGAUCAUACAACAGCAUCAUCGUCUGGAGAAAAGGCUUUAUUGGAACAUUUAAAAAACACCCUCGAAUUGAGAACUCAAAUCAUGAACUCGUUUGUCUAUCACUUUUCUCAACACAAGGGGCCAAUUAGAUUAUUGUACAGGUUUAUUAGUGAAGAACGAGCCUACCGAAUUGAAUUGUUUCACAAAUAUGCACAAUAUUAUUCAACAACUGCUAAGCAAGGAAACAUCUCUCAUAUUUUCAACACUAAAUUAUUUGCAGAAAAGUUUGAUAUCAUUUGGAAUUCCAAGACUUUAUCCUCCUACUUGAUGAAUCCGAAUAGUUUAGAAAUUUCACAGAGAUUAUUUGACAUGCUUGUAGCUAGCAACAUGGUCACUCGAAAUGAGUUAUCAGAAAUUAUCAAAAAGUAUAUCUUUGAAUUUAAGGCUCCUGAAAAGGCAGAACAUUUACUUUUGAGCCUCAGAAACAAUCCUAGAAGCACAGUGAAACCCACAUUUGAAGACUUUGCCUUAAUCAUGGUCGGAUAUAUUAACACGAAUCAAGCAGGAAAAGCAUUUUUGUGGUUGAAAAAACUCCUUGAUGCCAGCAGAAUUAGGCAUAGGUCCUAUGCUAAAGCUGAGCUUGCGAAUUUUGUCACAAUGAUUACCAUUUUGAUUCGACAUAGCAAUACUGCAAAUAAUACUGCUCUAAUAGCCAACAUUACGGCUGAUAUAUUCUUCCGUUCCAUUGAUCCAGACAGUUCGUUCUUGCUUGAAUUAUUGCAAAAACUUAGAAAUGACAGACAAAAUACGAUGCAUCUUUUUCAAUUUGCUCUUGCCUUUCACGAACAUUGGUCCAAAUUACUGAAAGAAAAUCCAAAUACGAAUCACAAGAAAACACUCAUCGACGACAAUAUUGCCAAGUUUUUAUUGCAACAAUUCGGUACUUCACCACAUACACCAAUGGUUAUUGAUUUUUUGAACUCUGUUAAAGAUUCCACAAACAAGACAAUAACAGUUCCUUAA
Molecule: messenger RNA, 1830 nt
Organism: Naegleria lovaniensis
Lineage: Eukaryota; Heterolobosea; Eutetramitea; Acrasida; Naegleriidae
Exons: 1
Coding region: 1-1830 (609 amino acids)
Source: RefSeq, a predicted model, not a curated record